AAAAAUCCUAUUGGCAUUGCGGAGGUAGGGAGCCAGCCCCUGGGCGCGGCCUGCAGGGUGCCGGCAACCGCCCGGGGAAGCGGGGGCAGGACGAGGCCGGAGCCCGUGUCCGCCCGCCCGGCAGCCGCCCGCAGCUGCAGAGAGCCCCGCCGCGCCCCCGCUCCGUGCGCCCUCCUCGGCCGGCAGACCCGCGCUGCGCUCCGCCGCUGACAUGUGUGCCGCCCAGAUGCCGCCCCUGGCGCACAUCUUCCGAGGGACGUUCGUCCACUCCACCUGGGCCUGCCCCAUGGAGGUGCUGCGGGACCACCUCCUCGGCGUGAGCGACAGCGGCAAAAUAGUGUUUUUAGAAGAAGCAUCUCAACAAGAAAAACUGGCCAAAGAAUGGUGCUUCAAGCCGUGUGAAAUAAGAGAACUGAGCCACCAUGAGUUCUUCAUGCCUGGGCUGGUUGAUACACACAUCCAUGCCUCUCAGUAUUCCUUUUCUGGAAGUAGUGUAGACCUGCCACUCUUGGAUUGGCUGACCAAGUACACAUUUCCUACAGAACACAGAUUCCAGAACAUCGACACUGCGGAAGAAGUAUAUACCAGAGUUGUCAGGAGAACACUAAAGAAUGGAACAACCACAGCUUGUUACUUUGGAACAAUUCACACUGAUUCAUCUCUGCUCCUUGCUGAAAUUACAGAUAAGUUUGGACAGCGGGCAUUUGUGGGCAAAGUUUGCAUGGAUUUGAAUGACAGUUUUUCAGAAUACAAGGAGACCACUGAGGAAUCGAUCAAGGAAACCGAGAGAUUUGUGUCAGAAAUGCUUCAAAGGAACUAUUCUAGAGUGAAGCCCAUAGUGACACCACGUUUUCCCCUCUCCUGCUCUGAGACUCUGAUGGGUGAACUCGGCAACAUUGCUAAAACCCGUGAUUUGCACAUUCAGAGCCAUAUAAGUGAAAAUCGUGAUGAAGUUGAAGCUGUGAAAAACUUAUACCCCAAUUAUAAAAACUACACAGAUGUGUAUGAUAAAAACAAUCUUUUGACAAAUAAGACAGUGAUGGCACAUGGCUGCUACCUCUCCGCAGAAGAACUGAACAUAUUUCACGAACGAGGAGCGUCCAUCGCACAUUGUCCCAAUUCGAAUUUAUCGCUCAGCAGCGGCUUUCUAAAUGUGCUAGAAGUCCUGAAACAUGAAGUCAAGAUAGGGCUGGGUACAGACGUGGCUGGUGGCUAUUCAUAUUCCAUGCUUGAUGCAAUCAGAAGAGCAGUGAUGGUUUCCAAUAUCCUUUUAGUUAAUAAGGUAAAUGAGAAAAGCCUCACCCUCAAAGAAGUCUUCAGACUAGCUACUCUUGGAGGAAGCCAAGCCCUGGGGCUGGAUAGUGAGAUCGGAAACUUUGAAGUGGGCAAGGAAUUUGAUGCCCUCCUGAUCAACCCCAAAGCAUCUGACUCUCCCAUUGACCUGUUUUAUGGGGAUUUUUUUGGUGAUAUUUCUGAGGCUGUUAUCCAGAAGUUCCUCUAUUUAGGAAAGAAACAAUUAACUUACCAGCCUCCUCACUCCACCCCCCACCGUUUCCCUCAUGUUCCAUGGUAUUUUCAACAGAACAGACUCUGAAAGGUAAAAACCAUUCAAAAGUAUCGAUUAUCAUAAAUUCACAAAAUAUUUUUGUAACCAGAAUGCAAAAGCAGGCUAAUCAGCUAAGGUAAAUUUCAUUUUCAAAUGAGAGGGAAACAUGGGAAGUAGAAGAUUAGGAUGUGAAAGGUUGUCCUAAACAGACCAAGGAGACUGUUUCCUAGUUGAAUUAUCAGACUGCAAGAGGAGAUCUUGGAACAAGCUCCCUUCAUGCUAGGGGUCUUUCUAAGUUAGUGCUGUGAGCAUUGAGCCCCCCCAUUGAAACUCGUUUUACUUCAGAAAGAAUUCUACAGGUUAAAGGGAAAGAAAUGGCAGGAAACUCUCCCCAUUAUGCUUAGCCGACUUUGAAGUGUGCCCUCCAAUAUCUCUGUUGGCAACGGCAGCUGAGAUCUUAGAGAGGAAGCGUAACAGGUGUGAGAACUAGCAAUGCAUUUUGAAUUGUCAGUCCCUACCAGGCUCUUCUAUUUUUAAUCUUUUCACCUCAGAACCAGACAUAUGGAAAGCUUUAAAGGCAAGCUGGAAGGCACAUUGUAUCAGUUCUACCUUGUGCUAUACAUGGGAGAGACAGAGAUGCAAAAUUUGGAUGCUUCUGGAGCCUGUUGGACACCUUUUCAUUGUCCAUUUUUAAAGUUGAUGAUGAUGGCUGAAAACAUUCACAUGCUUAAAAGCAAUGCUGUGAGUUAUUAACAGGUAAACUAAGAAGUAUGUUAUGAGCAAUGACUUGAAAUUGUUUUUAAAUUGCAUGGGUUGCUAAGAA
Saimiri boliviensis boliviensis (Bolivian squirrel monkey) is the source of this 2369-nucleotide messenger RNA. RefSeq names its product guanine deaminase (gene GDA). Gene Ontology annotation, molecular function: zinc ion binding; guanine deaminase activity. The record is from RefSeq and is a predicted model, not a curated record. Lineage: Eukaryota; Metazoa; Chordata; Mammalia; Primates; Cebidae. Gene Ontology annotation, biological process: guanine catabolic process. Gene Ontology annotation, cellular component: cytosol.